UGGUAUCUGGCCAGGGCCAAGGUCUCGUCAGAACGUUCUUCUGAUUGGCCGGUUUCUCGCUGACGCGAUGUGACGUCAGUCCCAGUCAUCCGAUCCGUCGCCUCAGUUUUGAUGCAAAGGGGGAAGUUGGGAGGAUCCGAGAGGAAGAUCUGGGAGUGACCAUUUGAGAAGCACCUCUUGACUUCAGUACAGGAGAUCAGGGCUUUAGGGUCAUGGCAGGAAGAGGCGGAGCAACGAGACCAAACGGGCCAAACGCCAGCAACAAGAUCUGUCAGUUUAAACUGGUGCUGCUGGGAGAGUCCGCUGUGGGAAAGUCAAGUUUAGUGCUGCGCUUUGUAAAAGGACAGUUUCACGAGUUUCAGGAAAGCACAAUAGGAGCUGCCUUCUUGACUCAGACAGUAUGUUUGGAUGAUACAACAGUGAAGUUUGAAAUCUGGGAUACAGCUGGCCAAGAGCGCUACCACAGUUUAGCCCCCAUGUACUACAGAGGAGCACAGGCAGCCAUAGUGGUGUAUGACAUCACAAAUGAAGAAUCAUUUGAACGUGCAAAAAACUGGGUGAAAGAACUUCAAAGACAAGCCAGUCCAAAUAUUGUAAUAGCUUUGGCUGGAAACAAGGCAGAUCUUGCCAACAAGAGAGCGUUGGAUUUUCAGGAUGCGCAGUCAUAUGCAGACGACAACAGUUUGCUUUUUAUGGAAACAUCUGCAAAGACUUCAAUGAACGUGAAUGAGAUUUUUAUGGCCAUUGCAAAGAAACUGCCCAAGAACGAGCCCCAGCCCGCCGGUGCUAACACAGGACGCAACCGAGGUGUGGAUCUAACAGAAACGGCACAGCCCACGAAAGGCCCCUGCUGUAGCAACUGAUCAGCGACACUCCUCACCUCCCAACUGCACCACAUCUGGACAUGGGGCUCCUCCUUCCAAUCCUCGCUCCUUGGAUUAGCUAAAGACUCUGUAUAGCUGUGUUUCUAAUACUUUUUUUACUCUUUAUUUUUAAGAAAAUAUGUAAAUUUAGCCAUCUACUGGAUGCAUGUAUCACUACAAAAGCUAAUACACAUUUUUAACUCUACUUAGCAGGAGAACAAACCCCUUUGAAAAAGAAAGAGAGAGUGAAAUAUUGAGUGUGUUUGUACGUGUUUAGUAUGUGGAAUUGGUCACCUUAUUACCAGACCCAGACGGAAUCGUAUUUUCCGCGCUGAUUUGGAGGAAAACAUGGAGCGGUGACCUCUCAUUGGUAGCUGAAAGCAUUAUCAAACAAACCAAAAUAUUAAAAGAACAAGGGGUGGGCAAUACGUAGAAUUUUGUGAAUUACAAAAAUCCGCAAAUCUUUCUGCGCAUGCUGCUUCCGUGUGGGCCUGCAAAUGACCUGGGUGGGUCAAACUGAAUCGGAUAGAGAAAGUUAAGAAAGUUUUAAAAUGACUGCUGUUUUCUGAAGAAAAAAGUUCAUAAUAAACCAGAUCCCCCUCCUGCUUUUUCAGAAUCUGACCCAAGUUGUGGAUUGUAGUUUGGAUUCAGUAUCGUGUUGUUCUAGUAAAGCAUUCCACAAUGCACCUGCUGUCCUUGAUAUAACCUGCCUUACCACUGUUUGGUGUUGUUACCAACUUCCAUAUUUACAAAACAGGCCAUGAAGUUCUUCUGAUGAGAUUCUGAUAAACAUUGAGCCUGGCGACUUCAGGUGCAUCCAUCACAUUGCUCGUAAAGUCGUCCAGCUCUACGGGAAGGCGGGAUCAGAUCUCUGGUCUUUGGGAAUAAAGAUCAAAAUACAACAUGAAACAUGUUCAACCUGCUGUAUGAAUUAUUAUUAUUAAUUUAGACUGUAUUCCAUCUCUGUGUUUUGCUUAUACAGUUAUUGUUGCAUUAAACAAGCAAUGAUCAGGCCCAUCUGCUAUCAUUUUCUGCACUGAUUUUGAAGGCAGAAAAUAUUGAUUUAAACAUGGUAAAAUGUGUUUAAUGCAGCUGAGAGCACUACACUCUUAUUGGUAGCUGUGAGCUUGAUAAAUUAGCCAAAAUAUUUAGUCAACAUGAAAUCUAAAUUGAACCUAUUUACUUUCAUGCAUAUUACUGUUCUUAUUGUGCACAUUUUAUUGGUGCACCUUAUUCCAAAUAACAUAAAGUGUCAGUCUUUGUAAUCUUUUAUCGAAAUGUCAACUUGCUCCGCCUCUGAAACUACUUUCCUGUUCAUCUGAUGUCACCAAGACCUCUUACUUUUUAAACCCCUCUCCUUUAAAAGCCUACUUUUCACCAUCUAAUCAAUUCCAGAUGGUAAAAGUGCAUUCACUCAAAAAUGCAUCAGAUAUUGGAAGCAAAAGGAGUUAUUAACAGCAUUUCAUGUUUACUCUGAUAAACAAGCAAGGGGGGAUGUUUAGAUUUCUGUGAAUGUUAAACGUUCAAUUUUGACUUGAAAUCUACAGAGCUUUGUGUGGGUGCAAAUUCCGUGUGGGCCUGGAAAUGGUUACAUAAAGGACAGAAAAGACAAACAUUUUAGAGGAUGUUCCCCUAGCUAUUUUUUCUUUUUUUUUUUUAAUCUUACUGGAAGUCAGUUGUGUCACUAUCUGCUAGUCAGUGAUGCUCUGCAGUUUUGUUUUCUCAAAUGUACUCUGAGGACUGAGGCACGUGUUUGCAGGCAAAUUAAAAUGGCACGUGUUUAUGUGCCGUCUUACAACGAGACGAAACGAAGCCUUUCAAAAUAAAAGACUCUGAGGUCUUUGGGAGAACGGUUGAAAAGAUGUUUUCUCUGAUGACCCAAAGACAUUUAAAGCUGAAGUAUGUAAUUUCUGCGACACUAGCGCCACCGAACGGAAUUGCAAAAAUUAUGUUUUCAAAAUAGCUUUCUGAAUACACACCCCCCCUGCAGUUUUUCAGAUAGUCCCGACCCCAGCUCACGCCCAUUGGUUGAGGAAUGUUGACUGGGCGGGUCUCUCAAAACAAACGGGAAUUUUUAUAGCACCACAGAGACACAGUGUUUACAGUUUUUGAGAAAAUGUACCUAUGAUUGGCUUACAGUUAUAUUUUAACACCGAAAAAGUUACAUCAGCUUUAAAAUUAUUUGUGGGCAAAAAGAAAAAAUACAUCUGUGUAUCGAAGCUCUUGCCAUGACGGACAGUAAUUUGCACACUGUACAGCCUUCCAUCUUAUUUGAAGCAUCUUUUCACAGAGAAUCAUGUUUAAAUGGUGGUCUUUUUAAUGUAUGUAGUGUUAUUAACAAAUGAACUUGACAUGUAUUCAGUG
Messenger RNA from Myxocyprinus asiaticus (Chinese sucker), 3227 nucleotides. RefSeq names its product ras-related protein Rab-5A-like. The coding region runs from base 213 to 863 and encodes 216 amino acids. The transcript is spliced from 6 exons. Gene Ontology annotation, molecular function: GTPase activity; GTP binding. NCBI's taxonomy places the organism in Eukaryota, Metazoa, Chordata, Actinopteri, Cypriniformes, Catostomidae. The record is from RefSeq and is a predicted model, not a curated record.